Messenger RNA from Haliaeetus leucocephalus (bald eagle), 509 nucleotides. Its product is annotated as MAGUK p55 subfamily member 2-like. NCBI's taxonomy places the organism in Eukaryota, Metazoa, Chordata, Aves, Accipitriformes, Accipitridae. The annotation marks the transcript as partial. The record is from RefSeq and is a predicted model, not a curated record. The transcript is spliced from 3 exons. Gene Ontology annotation, cellular component: plasma membrane; cell-cell junction.
ACACGUCACGGAAGCCGAAGGAAAACGAGAAGGACGGGCACGGGUACCGCUUCGUGUCGCGGGGGGAGAUGGAGGCGGACAUCAAGGCGGGGCGGUACCUGGAGCACGGCGAGUACGAGGGCAACCUCUACGGCACCAAGAUCGACUCCAUCCGUGCCGUGGUUGAGGCCGGCAAGAUGUGCAUCCUGGACGUCAACCCCCAGGCGGUGAAGGUGCUGAGAACGGCUGAAUUCGUUCCAUAUGUGGUCUUCAUCGAAGCCCCCGGUCCCGAGAUGCUGCGGGCCAUGAACCGGGCGGCACUGGAGAGCGGCGUGGCCACUAAGCAGCUCACGGAGGCCGACGCCAGGCGGACGGUGGAGGAGAGCGGCCGGAUCCAGCGCGGUUACGGCCAUUACUUCGACCUCAGCCUGACCAACGAUGACCUGGAGCGCACCUUCGGGCGGCUGCGGGAGGCCAUGGAGAACUUGCGCGCCCAGCCCCAGUGGGUGCCUGUCAGCUGGGUCUACUAG